GGAGACUUUUUUCCUUCUGCCAACCCCUUAAAACCUUCAAAAGCCAAAAAUUUCUGUUAAACGAGCAGCCUGUUUCUUCAUCUGGGCUCUCUUUUCUCAGCUUCUUCUGUCUUUUUCAUAGAACCAGUUUCUGCUUAUUCUUCUUGUUUCAUGGAUUUUUGAUCAUGGUUUUUGUUGGAAAUUUAAGGAAAAUGAAGCUACCCAGUUCCUGUAGUACUCUACUACCUGACCUACCAAGGAGGAGACUUUACUUUUGCAAGUUGUUGUCUGCAGCUGCUUUCGUCUGUAUACUCUUUUUCAUUGGGAGUUCUUUUGUAAAUUUUGGUUAUAAAGAGAAAGUAUCAAAAUGGGAACCAACAAUGGGGAUACUACAGAAUAUAAUACACAGUUCAUGCGAGAUUCAAGGGAAGCCUUCAGGGAGUGAACCGUUGCCUAAAGGAAUAAUUAGGAGAACAUCAAACUUGGAGAUGCAGCCGCUAUGGGGCUCUCUGCCUUCACCAAAACAAAAGGGUCAUAAAAGUCCGUCUAAGAGCUUAUUGGCCAUUGCAGUUGGAGUAAAGCAAAAGGAAGUCGUUAAUCAAAUAGUGAAGAAGUUCUCUUCCAGUGAUUUCAUCGUGAUGCUAUUCCACUAUGAUGGUAUUGUGAAUAAAUGGAGAGACUUAUCAUGGAGUGAUAAAGCCUUGCAUAUCUCUGCAAUGAACCAAACAAAAUGGUGGUUUGCAAAGCGUUUUCUACACCCAGAUAUAGUUGCAGAGUAUGAUUAUAUUUUCCUUUGGGAUGAGGAUCUAAACGUGGAACAUUUCAAUCCAAGCCGUUAUUUAUCAAUUGUUCGAAGAGAAGGUCUAGAUAUAUCCCAACCUGGAUUGGACACUUCCAAAUCAAAUGUUCAUCAUCGAAUUACUGCACGGGCAAGAAAAGGAGAUGUACACAGGAGAAUUUACAAGUUAAGUGGUGGUGGGAGGUGCUAUGAGAAUAGUACCGGUCCUCCUUGCACUGGAUGGGUGGAAAUGAUGGCUCCUGUGUUUUCCAGAGCUGCAUGGCGUUGUGCAUGGCAUUUGAUCCAGAAUGACUUGAUCCAUGCAUGGGGCUUAGACAUGAAGCUUGGUUACUGUGUUCAGGGCGAUAGGAGUAAAAAGGUUGGUGUAGUGGACAGUGAAUAUAUAGGACAUUUGGGACUUCCAACUCUCGGUGGUCUAAAUGAAAGCAAGAAGAGCACAGAAACAUCCAGUGUCUAUUCUCAAUCUAAGGCAUCUAGAGCACGUAAGAUUUCUUCUGGUUCACCCCCGGACAAAGAUAGACUUGCUGUGAGGAAACGGUCUUAUGUUGAACUGGAGAUCUUCAAAGAAAGAUGGCAGAGAGCGGUGGCGGAUGACAAGUGCUGGAUAGAUCCUUACCCAGUACCCGAAAAGGAAGCGGAUAGAUAGUACAUAAUUCUUCUUGCAGCAGUUCUUCGACAGCCUUGUAUGCAGCAUCCUCUAUAAAACAGUACUUCACGAGGAACACAAGUUACGAGAAAGAAUACAGGGAUUGAGCACUAAAAGGCUUUUUUUUUUUAAUUUUAUUACGAUUGAGCACUAGAAGGCUUUUUUUUUUAAUUUAUUAAAUUGGGAUAAAGUUUAUAGUUCUACACGAAGCUGAAUUUGUUUGAAGGUUGUACAUGCUCUACAUUCAUGUGUAUAUAUAGUGGCCGUAGUUAUGUUAA
This is a messenger RNA of Asparagus officinalis (garden asparagus), 1702 nucleotides long. RefSeq lists its product as uncharacterized. The record is from RefSeq and is a predicted model, not a curated record. Bases 165 to 1424 code for a protein of 419 amino acids. Lineage: Eukaryota; Viridiplantae; Streptophyta; Magnoliopsida; Asparagales; Asparagaceae. The transcript is spliced from 16 exons.